Molecule: messenger RNA, 615 nt
Organism: Plutella xylostella (diamondback moth)
Lineage: Eukaryota; Metazoa; Arthropoda; Insecta; Lepidoptera; Plutellidae
Product: mpv17-like protein
Cellular component (GO): mitochondrion; membrane; cytoplasm
Source: RefSeq, a predicted model, not a curated record
AGCCCAACAUGCAAAGUAAACACAAUAAUUACUAAAAACUCAGUAAGAUGAGGAUUACACCUCCAGCGCUGCCAACACAAAACCCCCUACUCCGAGGCAUGGUGUCCUACGCUGUUCUCUGGCCAUCAGCCAGUAUAUUCCAGGGCUAUCUCCAGCACCAAUCCUGGGACAUCGACUGGCCCCGAGCGGCCAGAUUUGGCAUAUUUGGAGCUUUCAUAAUGGUCCCAAUGCUGCACGGUUGGAUGAGCUACAGCAAUAGACUCUUCGCGAGAAAAGAUUUGGUAACUUCAUUGAAAAGAGCUGUAUUCGAACAAGUCACUGUCGGUCCUGUGGUCACGGCAAAUUUCUUCUUCACUAUGAGCCUUCUGGAGUUUAGGCCGGUAGAGGCGGCCCUGAAAGAAGUAAGAGAUAAAUUUUGGCCAACAUACAGAGUGGGCCUGUUUUUCUGGCCAAUCGUACAGACUGUUAACUUCUGUUUAAUAUCUGAGAAGAAUAGAUUGAUGUUUCUCAGUGUGGCCAGUUUUGUUUUCACCGUGUUCAUGGCUCAUGUUAAAACUAUGAAAAAGGACAAACAACUGUAGGUCUGUGAAGAAAUAAAGUAACUACUUAUGUAAA